GCUCGGGCUCGGGCUCGGGCUCGGGCCGGGGGCGCUGCUUCGCUUCGGGGUUUUCUUUUUUUUUCGCAUGAAGAUGGCGGCUCCCAUCGCCGGCAAGGCGGGGGCCGCGGGCGCGGGCAGCAAGCCGCCCUUCCCGGAGCUGGAUUUCAGGUCGGGCGCCAGGAUGGAGGAGCUGAACAAACUCAUCCAGGAAUUCAGCAAGCACGACCAGCGCGAGUACGACGACCAGCGCGCCCUGGAGAUCCACACGGCCAAGGACUUCAUCUUCUCCAUGCUGGGCAUGGUGCAGAAACUGGACCAAAAGCUCCCAGUAGCCAACGAGUACCUGUUGCUUUCGGGCGGCGUCCGGGAGGGCGUGGUGGACCUCGACCUCGACGAGUUAAACGUGUACGCUCGUGGCACAGACUACGACAUGGACUUCACCCUCCUGGUGCCUGCUCUGAAGCUGCACGACCGAAACCAGCCGGUCACGCUGGACAUGCGGCACUCGGCUUUGUGCCACUCGUGGCUCAGUCUUCGGCUCUUUGACGAGGGCACUAUAAGCAAGUGGAAAGACUGCUGCACGAUCGUGGACCAUAUCAACGGGGCUACCAAUUACUUCUUCUCCCCGACGAAGGUGGCGGACUGGUUCUACGACUCCAUCAGCAUCGUCCUAUCUGAGAUCCAAAAGAAGCCGCAGCGUGGGAUGCCAAAGGUAGAGAAGGUGGAGAAGAACGGGACGAUCAUCUCCAUCAUCUUGGGAGUGGGCAGCAGCCGGAUGCUGUAUGACAUUGUCCCUGUGGUGUCUUUCAAAGGCUGGCCGGCCGUGGCCCAGAGCUGGCUGAUGGAGAACCACUUCUGGGACGGCAAGAUUACGGAGGAGGAAGUCAUCAGUGGGUUUUACCUCGUGCCUGCGUGUUCCUACAAGGGGAAGAAGGACAACGAGUGGCGGCUGUCGUUUGCCAGGAGCGAAGUGCAGCUGAAAAAGUGCAUCUCCAGCAGCCUCAUGCAAGCCUACCAGGCCUGCAAGGCGAUCAUCAUCAAACUCCUCUCCCGGCCCAAAGCCAUCAGUCCGUAUCACCUGCGGAGCAUGAUGCUCUGGGCCUGUGACAGGCUACCCGCCAAUUACUUGGCCCAAGAGGAUUAUGCUGCCCAUUUCUUGCUGGGGCUCAUCGACGACUUGCAGCAUUGCUUGGUCAAUAAGAUGUGCCCCAAUUACUUCAUCCCUCAGUGCAACAUGCUGGAGCACCUCUCCGAGGAGACGGUGAUGCUGCACGCGCGGAAGCUGUCCUCGGUCCGCUCGGAUCCCACCGAACACCUCCGAACUGCCAUCGAGCACGUCAAGGCGGCCAACCGGCUCACGCUCGAGCUCCAAAGGCGAGGCAGCACCACCAGCAUCCCCUCCCCGCAGUCGGACGGCGGGGACUCCAACCAGCCCGAUGACCGGUUAGCCAAAAAACUGCAACAGCUAGUGACUGAAAACCCGGGGAAAUCCAUCUCCGUCUUCAUCAACCCAGAUGACGUCACGAGGCCUCAUUUCAGAAUCGAUGACAAAUUUUUCUGAGCUUUCGCUGGCAUUUUCUUUUUUUUUUUCUUUUUUUUUUUUUAAAAACAAACUUUACAAUAUGUAGGGGUUCUUCCUUUUUUUUGUUGGUUGGUUGGUUGCUCUUUUGGUGACUGUCUGGCGUUUUUUACAUAUCCAGCAUAGAUUGGAUCUGUUGAGAACAGUACAAAUAAAUUAUAAAUCCUGGUUCUGCAGGACGGUGCAGAUUUUGAAACAGUAUAUUACUAUUUCAUAUGCUGCUUUGGUUCUUGCCUCCCCACCCCCCUUCCCAGCCCCCUUUGUUCGUGUGUAGUUUCUAAUGGAGAAUGUGAGCCAUAAACGCACAUGCCCAUGUCUUUUUUUUCUUUCCCCCCCACCGGCUUCCAUAAUUAUGCACAAUUAUUUUGGGUGGGCAGAGGGGAAAUCCCCUUCCUCCACGUAGAAAAUCCAGUUGCUCUUUCCACGAGCUUCCAUCACUAAAGAAAUGGGGAGAGACCCCAGGUAGGGAAGUGCUAGUUGGUAUUUUUAGCUGGCCAAACCCACGGGCCUCCGUACUGUGUCUCUGCUCUUCGCUCUCGCACCGAGGGAGCAAACGAACAUUAACACUGACGAUGCAACAAACGUUUUUUGGGGGGGUGGGGAGGGGGGGAAGAGGGAAUCCAUCUUUUCUUGAAUGUAAUUGUUCAUAAUCAGACCUUGUACAGUACAGAAGGUUGUUUCUGCUGCUUUUCCAUGCGGAAUAAGGUUAUGGGAUGUUAGUUUUAGUGUGUGUAAUUAUUCAAAGCCUUAUUUAAAUUCUAUUAAAGAACAUACCAUUAUCAAUGUUAAUUGCACUAAUGAAAUCUUUGCCAUUACCUCAC
This is a messenger RNA of Gavialis gangeticus (Gharial), 2382 nucleotides long. It is a transcript of the gene MB21D2, whose product is annotated as Mab-21 domain containing 2. NCBI's taxonomy places the organism in Eukaryota, Metazoa, Chordata, Crocodylia, Gavialidae. The coding region runs from base 68 to 1543 and encodes 491 amino acids. The transcript is spliced from 2 exons. The record is from RefSeq and is a predicted model, not a curated record.